AUGCGCGUGCUGGGCGCGGGCCACAGGACUGACCCCAAGCUGCCCGCCGCCGCCGCGGGCGGAGCCGUGAAGGAGGCGGACAUGGACCCGAGCGGGAGCUGGACCACGCAGACGACCGCGUGCAGCUCCACGUUCGGAACUUUCGAGGACCUGCCCGCGUGGCACUUCGCCGUCGAGGCGGCGCCGAGCCCGCCGCCCGUGGCGCCCGACGGCCCGCUGGAAGGCGCGGCCGCGGGCUCCACCUUCUCCGUCUUCUGCGCGGGCGUCGUGGCGCUCUGCUUCGCUCGAGCUCUGCGAGGGAAUGACGCGGCUGACAGGGUGGCCAAGCUCGGGCUUCGGCUGCACCCGAAUCCCACUGACAACGAGCGUGAGCUUCUGCACUGGCAGGUCCGAGUGUGCAGAGCAGUGAGCAAGCUUGGCCGGCACCUCGAGGACGUCGGCGCGCCUGUCGGGGGCGGCCAGGCGGACACGGAGUACAAGUACGUGGUCUGCGACAGCAACGGUAAGGCCGAGCAGUGGGAAGAGCACAGGAAUCGCCGCGUCGGCAGACGAGCAGGUCGAACCGCGGUCAUCUCGGAGACCUUCAACGCCCGCAGCGACUUCGACGAGUCCGCCUCCAGCACGUGCCCAGACCAGGCAGCGAGAUUCAAGCGCUCCGCGUCCCUAGCGCUGCGCGUUCUGCAGGCCACCAGGACCCCGAAGUUCAAGCGGCCCCUCCUGCCGCUCAGGGAGCACCUCAGGGAGCUGGAGGCUCAGCUCAGCCCCUGCUACAGCGACGUGGCGUCGCCCUCGCCGUCGCCGUCGGAGUCGCCCUCGCCUACGGCUUUUGCUGGCGACAGGCCAACGCCAGCAGCGUUCGCCCACAUCUUCUCGCCGACGACGGGUGCGCUGAAGGCGACCGCUGCCGAGGCGGGCGCUGCACAGCACGCCGCCGCCGCGAAGCCGCAGCGGCCACGCCUCCGCCGCGAGCAGAGCUGCUGCGACGUGGAGCCCGACGCGGACGGCGAGGCCGCCGGGCCCGGCGCGGCCUUCGGCGACCAGUUCGACCUCGCGGGCCAGGGGCCGCUGGGCGAGGGCAGCUUCGGCGUCGUGUGGCAGUGUGUGCGACGCCGGGGCCACGACGGCCAGAGCAUGGCGGCGAAGGUCAUGAAGAAGCAGCGGCUGUCCGAGCAGGACCCGACUACCAGAACAUCAUGGGCCCCGGCGGGGAGGUGGAAGUCCACAUGGGGCUCCGGCACAGCAACGUCGUCUCGAUGUGCUGGUCGGAUUCGCACACUUCGACGAGGAGCACACCAUCACGCUGGUGAUGGAGCAGUGCAGCGGCGGGGACAGACCUUUUUGACGCAGUGGCUGACUAUUCUCGCGUUGGGUGCUGGGGCUUGCCAGAGGAGGACACUGUGUUCGGAGCCAGGCAGAUGCUCUCAGGCAUCAAGUACCUGCACUCCCUCAGGGUGGUCCAUCGCGACCUCAAGUGCGAGAACAUGCUCUUGGCCAAGAGGGGCGUGA
This is a messenger RNA of Prorocentrum cordatum, 1506 nucleotides long. The record is from the annotation of a GenBank genome assembly. NCBI's taxonomy places the organism in Eukaryota, Dinophyceae, Prorocentrales, Prorocentraceae.